GUUCCUUCUUGUGGGUUUGCAUUUCGGAAAUACUCCAUCUUUUGGAUUCACAUCGUAAAUACAAAUUGCAGGCUAUCAAUUUCUAUCUUGCACUCUUUCAUUAUUUUACGCAUGUUCCAACUCAAUUAAACGGACUCCCCUUAGCCAACAUAUUUGCAUCGGUCAGCUGAUUCGCUCGAAGAGAGAAACUGACUUGGGAAGAAAAGGGAUUUCCGGAGUUGUUCCAGCCAAUGAGCGCUUUCCACAUGCGGACACCGAACAGUGCAUGCGGAUCAGUCGAGGGGGACUGAAGAGAAACGCUAUUGGUGCUGAUGGUGAUAGUGCGCCCCGGCUCCUUCAUACUGCAACUCAAGGAAUGAGCUGAAGAUACGGCAGGGUCCGGAGCAUUCACCAGCGUAUACUUUAUUUUUAGAAAUCGAAGGACGAGGGAAACCACCAACCGACUUUUUCACAAGGUGCUGGGAAACAACAGAUAAACUUGUUCUUCCUUGUUGUGAUUUUUGACAAGAUUUUGUUGGUAGGGAUUCGCUCGAGGUGGCGACAGGGAUUGAUUCAGUGAAAAACUACUGUCAUCAAGCGGCCAUCCACUAUGGAGAACACUCACACGAAGACAGUGGAGGAAGUUUACAGUAACUUCAAUGUAAAUGAAAGCACUGGGCUCAGCUUGGAUCAAGUGAAGAAGCAGAAAGAGAAAUAUGGAUCUAACGAACUGCCUGCUGAGGAAGGAAAAUCUUUAUGGGAGCUUGUCAUGGAGCAGUUUGAAGACUUACUUGUGAGGAUUCUGCUUCUAGCAGCCUGCAUAUCUUUUGUGCUGGCCUGGUUCGAGGAGGGCGAGGGGACCAUCACCGCCUUCGUGGAGCCCUUCGUUAUCCUGCUCAUCCUCAUCGCCAACGCAAUUGUUGGUGUGUGGCAGGAACGGAAUGCAGAGAAUGCCAUUGAGGCGCUGAAAGAGUACGAGCCGGAGAUGGGGAAGGUGUACCGGCAGGAUCGCAAGAGUGUGCAACGCAUCAAGGCCAAAGACCUCGUCCCCGGAGACAUCGUGGAGGUGGCUGUGGGUGACAAAGUUCCUGCCGACAUCCGCCUCACUUCAAUCAAGUCCACCACGCUCCGGGUGGACCAGUCCAUUCUGACAGGAGAGUCAGUUUCAGUCAUAAAGCACACUGACCCCGUGCCUGACCCCCGCGCAGUCAACCAGGACAAGAAGAACAUGCUCUUCUCCGGUACCAACAUUGCCGCGGGCAAGGCGGUGGGCGUGGUGGUGGCCACGGCCGGCUCCACGGAGAUCGGCAAGAUCCGCGACGAGAUGGCGGGCACGGAGCAGGAGCGCACGCCUCUGCAGCAGAAGCUGGACGAGUUUGGCCAGCAGCUGUCCAAGGUCAUCACGCUCAUCUGCAUCGCCGUGUGGCUCAUCAACAUCGGCCACUUCAGCGACCCCGUGCACGGAGGCUCCUGGAUCCGCGGUGCCGUCUACUACUUCAAGAUCGCCGUGGCACUGGCUGUCGCCGCGAUCCCUGAAGGUCUUCCGGCUGUCAUCACCACCUGCCUGGCUCUGGGCACUCGUCGCAUGGCCAAGAAGAAUGCCAUUGUGCGCUCACUGCCCUCUGUGGAAACACUGGGUUGCACCUCUGUCAUCUGCUCAGACAAGACAGGCACGCUCACCACCAAUCAGAUGUCUGUCUGCAGGAUGUUCAUUGUUGACAAAGUGGAAGGAGCCGGUUGCGCCCUGAAGGAGUUUACCGUCACUGGAUCCACCUACGCCCCUGAGGGAGAAGUUUUCCUUGAUGGCAAGACAGUCAAGUCUUCCCAGUAUGAGGGUCUAGUGGAGAUGGCCACCAUCUGUGCCCUGUGCAAUGAUUCAUCGCUGGACUACAAUGAGGCCAAAGGAGUGUUUGAGAAGGUGGGAGAGGCCACGGAGACGGCCCUCACCUGCCUGGUGGAGAAGAUGAACGUGUUUGACACCGAUCUCAAAGGCCUGUCGAAGAUCGAGAGGGCCAACUCCUGCAAUUCUGUGGUGAAGCAACUGAUGAAGAAGGAGUUCACACUGGAGUUUUCCCGCGACAGGAAGUCCAUGUCUGUGUACUGCACUCCCAACAAAGCCCGCUCAUCCGUUGGCAAGAUGUUUGUGAAGGGAGCUCCAGAGGGUGUUGUGGACCGGUGCACACACAUCCGCGUGGGAAGCAACAAGGUGCCCAUGACCGCCGGCAUCAAGGAGAAGAUCAUGUCCGUGAUCCGGGAGUACGGCUCCGGCCGCGACACGCUGCGCUGCCUGGCCCUGGCCACCAGAGACAACCCCCCCAGCAAGGACCAGCUCAACCUACAGGACUGCACCCGCUUCGUAGACUACGAGACGGACCUGACGUUCGUGGGCUGCGUUGGCAUGCUGGACCCACCGCGGUCCGAGGUGGCCGCCUCCAUCAAGCUGUGCCGCCUGGCGGGCAUCCGCGUCAUCAUGAUCACCGGCGACAACAAGGGUACGGCCGUGGCCAUCUGCAGGCGCAUCGGUAUCUUCGGCGAGGGCGAGGACGUGACACACAUGGCCUACACGGGCCGCGAGUUCGACGACCUGUCGCCGACCGCCCAGCGCGAGGCCGUGCUCACGGCCCGCUGCUUUGCCCGCGUCGAGCCCUCGCACAAGUCCAAGAUCAUCGAGUUCCUGCAGUCCUACGAUGAGAUCACCGCCAUGACUGGUGAUGGUGUGAAUGACGCACCUGCGCUCAAGAAAUCCGAGAUUGGCAUUGCCAUGGGUUCCGGUACUGCCGUAGCCAAGUCUGCCUCAGAGAUGGUGCUGGCCGACGAUAACUUUUCCACCAUUGUGGCGGCUGUGGAGGAGGGCCGGGCAAUCUACAACAACAUGAAGCAGUUCAUCCGCUACCUCAUCUCCUCCAACGUGGGAGAGGUCGUCUGCAUCUUCCUGACGGCGGCGCUGGGCUUCCCCGAGGCUCUUAUCCCGGUGCAGCUGCUGUGGGUGAACCUGGUGACGGAUGGCCUGCCCGCUACCGCCCUGGGCUUCAACCCCCCCGACCUGGACAUCAUGAGCAAGCCCCCCCGCAACGCCCGCGAGCCCCUCAUCUCUGGCUGGCUGUUCUUCAGAUACCUUGCCAUCGGAUGCUAUGUGGGUGCCGGUACUGUUGGAGCUGCUGCCUGGUGGUUCAUUGCUGCUGAGGAUGGACCCAGGAUUUCCCUUUACCAGCUGUCCCACUUCCUGCAGUGUGGGGCUGAUAACCCUGAGUUUAAGGACGUGGCCUGUGAGGUCUUUGAGUCGCCCUACCCCAUGACCAUGGCCCUGUCUGUGCUCGUCACCAUCGAGAUGUGCAACGCUCUCAACAGUGUGUCGGAGAACCAGUCUCUGCUGAGGAUGCCCCCAUGGGAGAACGUGUGGUUGCUAGGCGCCAUCUGUCUGUCCAUGUCCCUGCACUUCCUCAUCCUCCACGUGGAGCCUCUGCCGAUGAUCUUCCAGAUCACACCCCUCGACUUGACCCAGUGGCUGAUGGUGCUGAAGAUCUCUCUGCCUGUAAUCCUGCUGGACGAGGUGCUCAAGUUUGCGUCCCGUAACUACCUGGAUCCCCCGAAAGAGCUGGAGGAGGAGAAGAGCAGCGGCUGCUCGCUGGGCGCCUGUCUGGAGGGCAUCUCCUGGCCCUUCGUGGCCUUCUCCCUGCCCAUGUUGAUCUGGCUCUACAGCACUGACACGAACCUGGCCGAGUUGUUUUACUCCUCCUGACUGAUCUAAGCACAACGAAAACAAAAGCCCCCCCGACCCCCCCCCCCCCACCCCCUCUUCCCCCUCCGUUUUGUGUUGUAGCUAGGGAUUGUGUGAGCGUUCGUGUGUUUGCGUGCAAGUAUGCGUGCGUCUUAAAAGUGUGCCUGUGCAACGGUGAGUGUGCACGAGAAGGACAAAAUGUUUAACACAACCAUAACAAUAAUAUAAAAGAAAAAAAAAGCCUAAACUAUUUUCUUUUUAAUAAAAGUGUAUUCGGGAGGGGGUGUAUGUGGGGGGAGUGGGGGCACAUUCCUUUCUUUUAAGUGUCUUGGGUCCUUUUCUCCCACGGGGUGGACUAGUUCUGCCACAUCUGGUCUUCAGCUGAUCAGUUUCUCUUUUUAUGUUUGUCAAUUGGUUGCAUUUUUAAUAAGUUUUUACAAUUUGAAAUUGUAACUUUUCCAUUUUCUAAAGCAUAAACUUUUGUUUUCUGGUGCCCCCUACCCCCUGGAACAUAUGGCUGAGAGAUUGAACCGUGGUCCAGAGAUGUGUACAGAGAUUGAACACUAUUUUAUGCAAGGUCUUCGUUCGCCUUUUUUUUUUUUAUUAUUAAUUCAUUUUUGUAAAUGUGUUGUUUGUGAAAUGGAGAGUGCGCGGUAGUGUGGACUUUGGUCGUUUGAGGUUGUUUACUGAUGUUUACUGUUGUUUCUUUCGUCCGAACAAACAUCAAACUCUUACAGUGUGAACUGUGUGUGUGCGCGUACGAGUGUGUGUGUGUGUGUGUGUCGUGUAAGAGAUGCAUGGGUUGGAGUUGAGUGGCGUUUGGAUGGGAGGGUUUUGAAGGGCAUCAGGGAACUGAGUGAAUGUUCAUUUGUUCACAACUAUAAAGUAAAAACAAAUCAGAAAAUUACUCCAAAAACAAGCAUGUUUUUGUGAUCUUGCAUGCACUGUGCCCCCCCCCCCCCCAUUGAUCUAAAUACUGUGUGCGUCCCCUGGUUAUAUGUAGUAAUAAUAACGUUCAUAUUAUUACUUUGGAUUCUCUGGUUAUUAUUCUAACAAUACAUUCUUAUUAGUAAAGCCAGUUUUUUUCUGCACUAGGCAGAGCACAGCUACCUCAAUACAGACUCCAUUCCCCCCCACCCCACCCGCCCGUCUGUCCCUUCCUCCCUCGUCAGCCUCGGUCACCGGGCUUCUGUACGACACCAGAGCCACAACCAUCACAGCUCCCUCCUCCCCUGAACCUCCCAUUCGCUCGUGCACAAAACAAACAACAAAACUACGAAAUCGAGACCAAAUCAUUCCCAUUUUUUUUUUUUUUUUUUAAGGAUUUAUUUCGUCUCUCAGUGUGAUUUAUAAUUGACUUUGACAUAGAUUAACUUAAUUUUUAUUUUUAUUUUUUUCUUUGGGUGUGAUUUAUGUUUUUUUUCCUGUUUCCUUAGGUUGGGUGGGGUGGGUUUAGAUUGUAAGGAUGUAAAUGUUACCGAUAGGGGAUUAAAAGGGGUGUGUGACUGUAUGAAUCAGAAGAUACAACAACAAUAAAACCGAAACAACCGAUUGUGAGGAUUUUGUUUUCCAGUUUUUCAAUUUUGCAAUGGCGGUAAUUGAGAACAUGAACUUGAGAAAAAAAGCUAUUGUCACACUUUUUAUUUUCUACAUGAAAAGAAAAUACACUCAUAUGAACCAUACAAAUUUGGGCCUCUUUGUCUUCAUUUUAAACUAUUGAGAUUUUCCAUUUAGUCUGUUAUUAGCACUGCCUGUUAAGUUAAUGGUGCGAAAAUAUACUUGAAUAUUCAUCUUAAGGUGCAGUAAAAUAGUGUUUUUAGCUAGGGGGCCACUGAAUUGGGCUGAAGGUGACAUGAAUUUAAGAAGAUAUUUCUUCAGCUCUGGAAGGGUUGUAUAUUUGUACACAGCCCAUACAAAACAUUAGUUUCAUUCGGAUGCCUUUUAUAGAUGUAGAAGGAUAGACAUUCCAUUGUUUAGACAAGUUCUUUCCAUAAACACAUUAAUUGCAAAGUAGGUAUGGUUGAUGGCUGAGGCAGUAAAAUUUGAUCUGUAAGAGACCGCCUGCUCUUCAUUCUGCAAUUCAGCACUGUCUUGUCAUGCUUUAACAACAGUCUGCUUUUUCCCCCACUGCAUGCCAAUGGCUUUCCCCUAAUCAACUUUGGCUUUGAAAAACACGGAGUCCUUCACAGGGAGAACGAUGUCCCUGUGAGCCUGUUAAGCUUGACGCCACAAAUUAAGACGAUCUGCAUAUUAAUUGUUGUAGGUGGAGCAUUGACGAAUAUGGAUGAAUGUAAAUAAAAACCAUGCAAGGAAUAGACCAUGAUUCAUGUGGACUCAAUAGGGCCAGGGCCUUACCUCAUCGUGGGUGUGUGAAUCUAUCUGUAGGUAGGCUAGGCCUGUGGGGAUUGUGAGAUCAAGGUAACUUGGUUCAUUCCCUAUAGCAAGAGUAAACCUUUGUCGUUAACAAGGUCAUUGUUUUCCAUUUUCCAUUGGUCUUCAGUAGAACUUCAAAAUGUUACCUAAAUAUUACAAACAUCAAUGCAUGCCUUCAGUUGUAGGCUACGUUGCCAAAUUGCUUUAUCUGUAUUUAUAGGAAAACUCUUGGCGAAAUGGUGGCUAAAUUCUUCAUGUGAUGUUAUAAAUCAUCUCGGAACCAAUAUGUAUUAGAUUAGCUCCUACAUGUCAUGAACAGAUAAUUAUAUUUUCCUAAGGAAAUAUUUUAAAGAGUUAGGACAAUACUGGCCGACUUAUGAUGCCGACAAGGCUAGUAGGCUGCAGGAUGCAGUCAGGUUGGCCCUGUCGAAAACAUCGACCUUGUCUGUAUAUCGAUAUACAGUCCGAUAGAGAGACUGAACGAGGACCAAGAAGUCCAGGUGUAUCACUGACACGUAGACUAGGGGUUAGAGAAAUAUGUAUAAUGUAAGAGUUGUUAAAAGCACUGAGCAGGCCUUCUCUGUUUUUUGUCUUUUUGUCUUUUUGUUUUGCAUUCUUUUCAUAGGGUUUGCCCCUGUAAUAGCAUGUAUAUAUGUCAUAGAUGAACAAUCAUUAUUUGUAAACUAAUAAUCAUGUACCUACAUUUUGCACAGAUGGUUGUUCUACUGAUAUUGUAGAUUCAAGUUAAUAAACAAUGUAAAGACUUUA
Clupea harengus (Atlantic herring) is the source of this 6838-nucleotide messenger RNA. It is a transcript of the gene atp2a2b, whose product is annotated as ATPase sarcoplasmic/endoplasmic reticulum Ca2+ transporting 2b. The record is from RefSeq and is a predicted model, not a curated record. Gene Ontology annotation, molecular function: P-type calcium transporter activity; ATP binding; ATP hydrolysis activity. Gene Ontology annotation, biological process: calcium ion transport. Gene Ontology annotation, cellular component: membrane. NCBI's taxonomy places the organism in Eukaryota, Metazoa, Chordata, Actinopteri, Clupeiformes, Clupeidae.